AUGCGUUAUCUUAUCAUAUAUGCUCACCCUGACCCAAAGUCUUUAAACAGCUCGCUUCUAAAAGAGACUGUGGGUCAAUUGACCUCCCAAGGACACGAGGUGAAGGUCUCUGACCUUUACGCUCAAAAAUGGAAAGCUGCGUUGGACAGUGACGAUGCUCCUGUACAACAAGAACCAGGUCGUUCUCAUUUCACAUUCGAUCUAGGCUUAUCGUUCGAGAAAGGUAAACUGCCUGCCGAUAUUGUUGCUGAACAAGAAAAGGUCAAAUGGGCAGACCACGUUAUUUUCCAAUUCCCUCUAUGGUGGUAUGCUAUGCCAGCCAUUAUGAAAGGAUGGCUUGACCGCGUAUUUACAUACGGAUUUUCAUUCGAAAUGCUACCGGAUGGAGGAAUCGGAGGUUUACUAAAAGGUAAAAAAGCCUCAAUCAUUGUCACAGCAGGUGGGUCUGAAGAACAGUACACAUCAAACGUCCCUAUAGAGGAUCUACUGCAUCCGAUCCUUCAUACUUUGCUUAAGUAUUGUGGAAUUGAACCAUUACCUACCUUAACAUUUUACGAUACUAUUUCAAAGUCUAAAGAGGAGUAUGAGAAGGAAAAAUUGAGACUACAUAAGCACUUACAGACUCUAACCGCUGUGGAGUAA
Molecule: messenger RNA, 642 nt
Organism: Nakaseomyces glabratus
Lineage: Eukaryota; Fungi; Ascomycota; Saccharomycetes; Saccharomycetales; Saccharomycetaceae
Product: NAD(P)H-dependent oxidoreductase
Cellular component (GO): cytosol
Molecular function (GO): NAD(P)H dehydrogenase (quinone) activity
Source: RefSeq, a predicted model, not a curated record